UGACACUUCAUCACUAAUUUAUAGAAGAUUGUGUAAAUGAUGCAUAAGCAUUUUCCUAUUAAAAAAAAAAAUGGUAAAAGGGAAAUAAAGCAAGAACCUAGAAGAUGAGGCUUCCAAACAAAUCUUUAUAUCGGAGCAAAUUCCAAUGUCCCUAAUUUUUCAACAACAAAUGAAGAGUUAGAACAAUUCCGUUUUGCAAUUUGCAGAUUUUGUUGCAAAUUGAUCACGAAACCCUACAUCUCAAUACAAACACAAACAAAAAUUCACAGUAGGAACAAAAAUCACAAAGCUUCAAUGGAUUACCCUGCUAAUUACCUACAACAGGCUUACCAUCCCUCAUCUCAAAUCCAAGGAUACGAUCAAUCCGCACAAGCUUAUUAUGCUUACCAUCAUUACGGUAAUCAACAGCAGCACGCCUAUUACGGUUACCCUCAGCACCACCAACAAGGAGAACCCACCCCACCUGGGGUUACAGUGCCGCAGCCCGUAACACAACAAGCCGCAGAACAAUCCCAGAAUUCUUAUUACUACCCACAUGCUGUUGCUUUAAAUAUGGAUCCGCAACAAGGAGGAACAGGUGGAUAUGGAGUUGGAGCAAUGCCCACUGAGUCCCACCAACCGACGUGCUUAGUCACAAGAGUCAGGCCUGGUUGAAGAUUUUGCCACUCAUGAGUAGAGGACAUUGAGCUACUUCUUUGUUUCUUGGAGCCUAGCUGUAUGGCCUCGUUAGGUCACAUUACAUAGUGUUGUGUGCAGUUGAAUGUUGAAUAGGCACCCAAACUCUCUUCUUGUAGAUGAUCUCUAAGAUGAAUCUGGUAAGAGCUUUGAAGUAAAUGAUGUGCUGCCUUUUAUGGGUUUUUUUUUGUUUUUUUUUGGUUGGUGGUAUGGAAGACGGGCAUUGAGCCUUAUGCGGAUUAUUAUAUGGAGAUUUCUUGUGAAGUAUUAUACCUUCCUUGCUAAGGGAGAUGGAUGCUUGAAAAAUUCUUGCUGGCAAUUAUAUGUGGGUCAAUCAUUCUGCAAUUGGCUGUGAGUUGAACUGGUUUGGACCAAAAGAUUGUAACAUGAGUAUAUAGUGUCUUUAUAUAUACUACAAGAAUUAAAACUGUGCAUUUUAUCAACUAGGAAUAUCAUCUUUCUAAAAAGGAUGGGCUCUUGCCUCCUUGCCCAUUAAAAAAAGCUAUUGAUCUGCUUCACAACCUCAUAUCUUGGAGAUUAAUUGAUGAAAGGAUGUUAACGCAACCAAUACAUUGAUAAAGUGGAAAAAAAAAUGCCCAUAUAAAAUUAUUUUUCCUUAAAAGGUUACAUGUGUAUGCAUGCCCUAAUAGGAAGAAUCGAGAGGAUUUUUGAAUGAAGAUAUUCAACUAAUGAAAUCUAAUUUAUUUUUGAAGUAGUUGAAUUGUUUAUAUAGUCAAUAUUUGUAUAAUUGCAAUGACCUAGCUUUCUUUUGCAUUUGAUUAGCACAUUGUGGAUUAAGAAUAUUCAUGGCAAGAAAACUGGUAGAAAGUAGUAUUAAGCUCUUAAGAAAUUACCCAGUAGUCAUUAGCACUCUAGAAAUUCACCUUGAAAUCUGUCAUUAGUGGGACUCGACAGUCAAUAUCUUCACGUCUGGUACACUGCUCAACUCUUAAAAGGGCCACGUAAUAUAUUUAUGCUUCCCAGGCUCAGAUCUCAGAAUUGAACUUGUCAUUCAGUAACUUGUUUCAUAUUAUAAAACAGUGUUUUUCUCUAUUUCUUAUUACAGCUUUAACCAUUUCGUACCUCAAUGUUUAUCUAUUGUUAGAAAGCACAUGUUCGGCCACUAUUUAUAAAUGGUCAAACAAUUUCUUAUCCAUGCAUUUUGUGGGACCACAACUACUACCCACUUAUCCAACCACUCAUUAGGGGUGUAAUAAUGGGCGCUUCGCUUCAAACCAGCCCGUAAAAAUGUGCCUAAUCCAGGGACCAGCAUGCGCCCCCAACUGUUCCAAACUUCCGAACAUAAUGUUAAUAUCUUCUGAAGACGUAAAAUUAACCAUCUAUCCUCUCUAUCCAAUUGGUGCAUUAUUUGAAGCUAUAAUUUUGUGCCUUUUUCUUGUCCACGAGUCUCUCUCACUCUGCAUGUCUUCCUUGAGUCCUCUCUCUACAUGUCUGUACAUAUAUAUGUUUCAUUACAUUUAAGCAUAUGGUUAUGUCAAUAGAUCACUUAUUGGAUGUUAGAUUCUGAUUCGUAUUUUUAUUUUGUAGUCUAGCCAGUUGCUCAGUUAAAUCCAUUUUUCAGUUCUCAUGAUGUCAUUUGUUUUUUGUUAUGGGAACUGAAAUUCCGAAUCUGUUUUCCUGUUAUUUAAUUGAGUAACAUUACCUUCUCAUGCUAUUAGUUAUUGAUUUGGUUUUGCUCGUCUGCUUGCUUGUUUG
Olea europaea var. sylvestris is the source of this 2391-nucleotide messenger RNA. RefSeq lists its product as uncharacterized. Bases 295 to 654 code for a protein of 119 amino acids. The record is from RefSeq and is a predicted model, not a curated record. The transcript has 3 exons. NCBI's taxonomy places the organism in Eukaryota, Viridiplantae, Streptophyta, Magnoliopsida, Lamiales, Oleaceae.